ACAGAAAUUCAAUUAUACACGUUUUUGCUAAUCGAAUAAUUGUUAAAGAUAAUUUUCAAGCAAAUAUGCCAAAUUUACAAUUCUCUAAUUCCAGUUUUUCAACUGGGAGGAUUUGAUGCCUUUUAUAUAGUAGUAAACUAAAAUUUCUUUGGGUUAAAGGAUGUGGCUACUAUUUUUACAUUUCAGAAUAAACCCCCAUCACAGAAAACAGAAAAAGAAGGACAGACAAGGAGAGGAAGAGAGAGCAAGGGGAUGUUGACUUAUCCCUCUGACUCGCUCCCUCAGAUAGUUUGUCCAAUGGAUCAAGAUGCUAUUCCCCCAAACCGUUUCUGUAGUGCACCUCCCCACAGUGAACCUUCACCACCUCUCCUCCCCCUUUCCUCCAUCACUCCCAGCUGUGCGAAUGAUGGAAUAUCUGGACAUAGAAGGAGUGGCCGCAUUCAAGAGAUCAGAGCGCAAACUCCCAAAAAGCAGAGCAAUACAGUCAGCCGAGCAGCUCAGAAACCGUCCAGACAGAAUCCGUCCCCCACAAAGAGCAAAAGAGAGAGAGCGAACAUGGUACAAGUGUCACAGUCUAAGCAGAGAAGAGUUGAGGGCGCACAUGUGCACGAGAAACAGAAUGAGGAUGAAUUUGAUAUUAGUUUUGCAGCAGAACGCCCAAAUAGACAAAAGAACCAGAAAAGCCUACAAAAGAAACCCAAUGUCUCUGCUGCAGAAAAUGUAGUUGAGCAGUUUGCUGUCGAUACCACACAGAAUCUUGACACCACUAAAUCCGACAUGGAUACAUGCAGCAGAUUGGCUGUUGGGCACUCUGUUGAAAACGCAUCUGCCCCGAAGGGAUGGGUGAUUGGCCCCUUGUUUCAGUCACUGAAGUCGAAGAUGGCUAGUUUCACAGAGAUAGUUAUGAGUCCUGUUAAACUCUUCAGAGCAAGUAGUCCCCCACCAUUCAUGGACCAGCCAGACAAACUGGAUGAGUGUGAGCUACAAGCAGAUGGAAUGCCUGAUGUCGAACUCUCGGAGCCAAGCGACAUGUUUCAUCCAGAAGCACAAAGUGAGAGUGGUAAUCAGGACACUGACACGAAUCUGCUGAGGUUCCAUGAAGUAGAAGGUACCCAAAACGCAAAAACUGUCACUCCUAAAUAUUCAAAAAAAUUAUCGUUUGAUGUGGAGUUUCCAACAAACAGCUCUGACCGUGCAGAUGAAUGUUCAAUAACUCAGAAGGAACAAAACUCGCCUGAUUCUGUGCCUUUGCAACACAGUCCUUUACCCUGCACCAUUUCUGAAGAAGUUUCAGAAUGUGUUGCGCCGGUUAUUAAGUCCUCUGUGCUGUUACAGGCCUCUGACACUUCAAGUGCCUCACAUGAAUCUAAGUUAAAGAUGUCCUGUGCUAUGGAGGACACGAAAGACGAACUACCUGUCCGGUUGAAACCACUGCCAAGGAAAUGUACAGGAAAUAGAUCUGGAGUAAGCAAAAUUACCUCUAAGACUUCAUCAUGUAAAAUAAAAAAGGAAGCGUCUGAGCCAGAGGUUAGCAAUGAGCAGGUUUCUCAGAUAAAUUCAAACAAAGCUGACCUAAGUGAUAUUGACAGAACAAUGUCAUUAUCUUCCUCAGUCCUCUAUACUAAGUUGGACACCGACUGUCCUCAGCCUAAUGGUGAUGGCGAUGGUAGGAAAAUAGGACGUUUGGUUCGCAGACGCCACAAGAAUAACUUAAAUGACAGUGCUAAUGGAAAGACAAUGAAGCCUGUGUUGGAUGCUCAGCAGCCAGAGUCUCACUUGAACCCUGAAACUUAUUCAGCAACAGGUCUUGGGAGAGCAAAGAGGGGUCUGAAACUGGAGUGUCAUUCCCAAGACUUUGUAAAGAGGACGAGAUUGACAGCAGAUAAAUGUACAAAGGAUACCAAAACACAAGAGCGAUUAAAUGUGGCUUUAGGUAGUGGCAUAUCGAGACCACUGAUAAAGGAAGUUGUGUCAACAAGUACCAUUGUAGAUAAGGAAGUAACACCGAAGCCUGCUCCAAGAAGACAAGCUUCAACAAGAGCAAAUAAGAAAGGACAAGAUGUAAGAGAAAUGCUUAAUACGAUAAAUGAAACCAUGUUAAACACACAGAGUGAAAGUUCCUCUGAUGCGGUGUUGGAUUGCUCACUGGAUAAAAGCAGUGCAAUGUCAGAGAUCAAACAGAAGAGCGGCAGCACGGUAAAGCCUGGUGGCUCCUGCAAAAGACUGACGGGAGGAAUAGGUCUUGAUAAACCUGAAGUGAACACUGAUAACAGUAUGGAUCUGGAAACCACCAUGGCUAUCACGUCUACAAAACAAACCGAGAAGGAACCAUUGUCAGAAGUCCACGUCCGUCCGCAUAUAAAGCAGCUCCCGAACACAAAAGAGUGCAGGAAUAUCAAUACGAAGCCACGGAAACGGAAAUCGCCAAACCAAGCGAGUUCAACUCCAGAAUUGGACAGCACUUUGGUUUCUACCUCACCAGCACUAUCAGUUGAGACUUUAGAAGUCACACACACAAAUCUUAAUUCCUCUGAGCAUGUUCAGAAAGAGGAGAGCGUGAAAAAGGCACUGAAUCAACCGUCCAAGAGACCCAGAAAGGGUUUCAGAGGUGCUGUUCCUUCAUCUGCGUCGUUUGGGAGUCAAGAGACGGAGCAAAGUAUCAAUAACCUUCAUUUAGCAACCAAAGAAAACAAGCUUAAAGAAGGCAAAGGAAAAGUCUCAACAGACCCUGUUUAUUUUGAAAUGACACCAUUUGAAGGAAAUCAACAACCAAGUGCUUCACCAUCCCAACCGAAUUUAGAUUGUUUUGUACAAUUAGAUAAUGAAACAAAGCAUAUCAUCGAUGAGAACGUAUUGAGUGCUACUUCUGUGUCAAAUGAGGUAUUUCCCACUGACACUGCAUCCAGUAUCAACAGCAGCUUUAGGCUACGCUCUAGUGCAAGAAGGGUUAACAUUAAGCCAAGGAGAGCAGAUAACCAAAGGAGGAAAUGCAGGGUUUUGCAUAGCAGGACACGUAAAGAUGAAGAGGGGACAAACUCCGUAACUAUGGACGAUGCCGACUUAGCUACAACGAGUUCAGGGUCAGCAGAAAAAAGCUCAGCGAGGUCCCUGCUGCGCAGCUACUCUUGCCCAGAGAUCCCCACCCUCCGUCACCAUGACACACCCUGGGCUUCUUCUUUGCAUUCACCCCACCACAGCAGGACUCACGCACCACACCACCACCAGUCUUCUCACACUCCUGUACAUCAUGUCCACAAAUCCCUGCGUCGGGCUCGUCGACACACGGUCUGCAGUGUAGAGGUGGAGAGGGAGAUCGCCCCUCUCUGCCUUCGUAAGGAGGUGUACCCUUCCAGGAGAUCUCUCCCGUAUGACAGAGCCACCCAACACCUGUCUCCAUGUCUUGCACUUUCUCCCAGCACUUCCCUUUCAGCGCUGGCUACUUGUUUCCUUUCAAGCCCCCUGGCUUUCCUGUCUAAGAAAGUUGACGGCAGAGGAGCUUCCGCCAGCCCCAGCACUUCCAGUCACGUUUCCUCUCCGAUCUCCUCUUCCUCUGUAUCACCAUUGAUGUUCCCCCAAAGAAGUGACUCCUCUAGUUCUUCGUUUGACUACAGUAGCGGUGGGAAUCCCUUGGAGUGUGAGAUGGAGAGAAGACGGCAGAGUGAAGAGGAGGAUGAUGGCGAGGACACAAGCUCAUCCAGUCAGGAGUUUGAAGAUGUCGGGUUGAGAGAAGAAAAGGCUUUGUCUGAUUCUGAAAUCAAGGUGGUGCAAAAGAAUGAGGAACGAGGAAAGGUGUCGUCUAUUAGAAUUCGGAAAACUUUACCCAAACCUCUGAACAAUCUGACACCCAUGGGCCUGCCCAGACCCAUCAGGCUGAAAAAGAAGGAGUUUAGUUUGGAAGAAAUUUACACCAAUAAGAAUUUCAGCAAACCCCCUGAAAGCCGGCUGGAGACCAUAUUCGAGGUGCCUCUCAAUCGGCGGAAUGGAUCUGAGUCCUGGUUUGGCCAGAGGCGUGUCAAAAGAUUUUUGGAGUUCCUGGAUGCCGGCGAGGCCAGAAAACCAAAGAAGCCACUUGCUGGUGCUGGAAAGGGAGGUACAUCAUCAUCCAGGACAAGACGGGGCUUCCCUAAAGAUGAGCCGUCCCUCUGUGUACAGGAUGUAGACUCACUUCUCUGUGCCAAGCUGGAGCAGCUCAAUCUAUGGUUGAUGCAUGAUCAGAGAGACAGUUGACAGAUGCCUGUAACGGAAAUUGUUUGGCAGCCAUUAAAAAAAGCACUGCAAGAGACAAAAAUUAGACUGUUUCUAAUGUGUUUUCUACAUGGAGGUUCACAUGAGUCUUCAAACUCCUUUUUUGUCAGCACAAUCUGCAUAUGAUUGUUGUGGUGACAAGUCAUUAUUGAAGAAUUACUGUUUUAUUCUGUAGCAUUUAUUGAAGAACAGUACAUCAUAGUACCAGUGUACUGCCUCAUAGAAGUUGGUUAUAAACGUAGUGGUUAAAUGCAUUAUACAGUAAGUUGCUUUUUUGUCAUUCCUGCACUCAAACCCCUGCCGUCCAUUUUUACCCCCUGCCAGUUUUCAUCUGUAAUAAGUGAAACAAAAGCUGACAUCUUUGAUUUGAAUGCUUGUACAUUAUCAUAACAUUUUCAGUUUAUCUUCAGUCUAUCAAAUCAAAGAGUAACAAAUCCGCACAAUCUCCCAGGGUGGGUGGUGACGCUGUUUUUCUUAAAAUGACUUUCUUCUUUAAAAUGCUAAUUCAGAAUUCAACAGAUUUGUUUUGCACUUUCACGUUUGAAAGAAAGUGUUU
Messenger RNA from Plectropomus leopardus (leopard coralgrouper), 4801 nucleotides. The record is from RefSeq and is a predicted model, not a curated record. NCBI's taxonomy places the organism in Eukaryota, Metazoa, Chordata, Actinopteri, Perciformes, Serranidae.